This is a messenger RNA of Alosa sapidissima (American shad), 794 nucleotides long. RefSeq names its product trafficking protein particle complex subunit 2 (gene trappc2). The transcript has 5 exons. Gene Ontology annotation, biological process: endoplasmic reticulum to Golgi vesicle-mediated transport. Bases 26 to 568 code for a protein of 180 amino acids. NCBI's taxonomy places the organism in Eukaryota, Metazoa, Chordata, Actinopteri, Clupeiformes, Clupeidae. Gene Ontology annotation, cellular component: nucleus; TRAPP complex; cytoplasm. The record is from RefSeq and is a predicted model, not a curated record.
UCGUUUUAUUUUAAUUUUAUUUUAUAUGAAAUACUACUCCACCACUGCAAGCACACGUGAUCUGACGUCAUCUUCAUGCGACAGCAGGAAAGCGUUCUCUCAGACGUCUAGAAUUUCCCGUUGUUUUUCAGAUCUAAAAGAAAAUAUGUCUGGAAGUUUUUAUUUUGUUAUGGUUGGGCAUCAUGAUAAUCCUGUCUUUGAGAUGGAGUUUCUACCUCCUGGUAAAGCGGAGUCAAAGGAUGACCACCGUCAUCUGAACCAGUUUAUCGCACACGCAGCGCUUGAUCUGGUUGAUGAAAACAUGUGGCUGUCAAAUAAUAUGUACCUCAAAACUGUAGAUAAAUUCAAUGAAUGGUUCGUCUCUGCCUUCGUCACAGCUGGUCAUAUGAGAUUCAUCAUGCUUCAUGAUGUACGACAAGAGGAUGGAAUUAAAAACUUCUUCAGUGAUGUUUAUGACCUAUACAUCAAGUUUGCAAUGAAUCCAUUCUAUGAAGUUAAUGCACCAAUACGCUCAACGGCCUUUGACAGAAAAGUGCAGUUUCUUGGCAAGAAGCAUCUUCUCAGCUGAUUUCAAGGACUAGAAUUUUAUAUUCUGGUGAUCAUGUCUGGGUGGUUGUAUAUAGAAGGACCAUUUCCCUCCUGUAUAAAGUUCUCUCUCUCUUUUGUGUAUGUAUGUUUGUAUGUAUGUGUUUUUGUCUCAUUGUUUGUUUACAGUAAUAUAAUUAUAUUAUGGAAGUUCUUUAAUUAUUUUCUUUUUGAUUGUCAUAAAUCAGUAAUAAAUGUAUUAUUAUUUA